GGCGCCCCGCCCGGCCGGGCCGCGUCCGGCAGGAGCCGCGGGCCGCGCGUCAGCCGGCGGUCAGGGGGCGCGCCGCAGACGGACGCGGCCGGCGCCGCCGAAAUGUGGAAGCUGAGCCGGAGCCGGGUUCUUCUGGACGAGCCCCCAGAAGAGGAGGACGGCUUGGGGGUGGCGCCGCGGUCGGCCGCGGCCUUAGCCCCGGCGCAGGUUCAGGGAGCAAGUUUCCGAGGUUGGAAAGAAGUGACUUCUCUGUUUAACAAAGACGAUGAGCAGCAUCUGCUUGAAAGAUGUGAAUCUCCCAAGUCCAAAGGAUCCAACGUGCGAUUAAAAGAAGACUCGAAGACAGAGAAGAAGGCUGGAUUUUGGGACAAUUUGGUUUUAAAACAGAAUGUGCAAUCUAGAAAGCCAGAUGAGAUUGAAGGCUGGGAACCUCCACAGCUUGCUCAGGAGGAUGCAGCGGCUGGCACAGGGGACUCUGUGCAUGGCCAGCAGCCCUGGACGGGCUGGGAGGGCGAGGAUAAGGGCUCCACCAGGUACAGCAGCCUGACCAGCUCAGCCAGCAGUGCCAGGUGGAGCCUUCGCUCUGCGGGGAGGCUGGUCAGCCUCCGACGGCAGAGCAAGGGCCACCUGGCAGAUGCCCGGGAGGAGGUGGAGUGAACAGGAGUGCCCAGCGUGCAGCCUGGUGCUGCCAUGCGAGCAGCAGGGCCUGCUGGGCUGCAUGGCCUGUUAGCAGCCCAUUAAGUGGUGGUGCCUCCCACGCGAAGCCAGGAACCUGCCGAGUGCCCGCACUUCACAUCGAAGACCCCGUGCACCAUGCCCGUGGGAGCCCGCAGGGCCUGUGCUCGGUGACCUUAGGUGCAGAUGCCCACCUGCUGCAGCCCCUGCUUGUGGGAACUGGAUGUGCGACCCCGGCAAUGACUCACAGCCUGUGUCCUCGGCGUCUCUCCCAGGACCCUGCCCCUUUCCUUGCAUGUGACGUGUCUGGCUGUGACCAACCUGCAGUGGCCAUGUCACCCUCUUGUUGCCAGAAGGUGAGAUGAGUCUCCCAAAGGUCACGUCUGACAUGCAAGAUGUACUUUUCCCUUAUCGAAUUGAAAAAAUGUGUAGACACUCGCUGGAAAGCAGAGGGUGCCUGUGAGUGUGGAGCAGCAGACCUGAAUGCAGGCCGGUCUGACAGCAGUCCUGUGAGGUUUUCUUUUUACGUCUCCUAAUUUUUCUUUCUUUCUUUCUUUUUUCUCUUUCUUUCUUUCUUUCUUUUUUUUGUGGUGCUUGUACAUGCUGGGCAAGCGCUCUACUGCUGAGCUGCACCCCUGGCCCACUCUUGAACUUUUAAAUUUUGUUCUUUAUUUGCUUUAAAACUCCUGUUCUCUUAGUAUACAGAUUGAGGAAAUGCUGUAAAAUGAGGCUGGUUUUAGCCACUUGAUAAUCUUCAUUUUGUUUGGAAAACAUGACCGUGCUCAUUAUGGAGUUAAAGCUGUAUGUAGGAUACUGAAGUGCCUCUUUUCUAUUGUUCCUAGCUGUUUAGUUUUUCAACACGAGAUACUGUGAUCGACGUUAGAUCUGUAAGAAGUUCUGUUUCCCUCACAAGGGUAGCUCUGUGCUAAUUGGACAGCACCUCACUCUGCCUGUCUCUGGACACCUGACCAUCAACAGUGUGAUCCUGUGUCAGGUGUCUUUGGCAGGGUGACUUUAGCGUUAGGUGGCACAAAUAUCUACCUUAGGUGCAAGUGAUGGACCAGGUAUAAUUUUGUUUUGAUUAAAAAACAAAAGCUUCUAGUUAUUGCUGUGCAUUCCCUUCCUGGAAAAAAAAAAAAUUCUGCCCUUGAGUUUUCAGUGUGUACUUCUGUGCCGUUCUGGGUACCUGGAUGCUCCAUUUAGCGCACCCACAGACAACCCGCUGCGCCUCAGGGCUGAGCACCCUGAAGUGUGUCAGAGCCUCAGACUGCGUUCUUGACAGAGCAAGCUUACUUGGUUCACUCAUCUGUUCGUCCGUCUAUCAUCUGUGGCCACCCACCCCUCCAUCCUCCAUCCCUCCCUGCAUCCACCUUCCCACCCAUCAAUCCAUCUUUUAAAGUAGUUUAAAGUAAAGUUUACUUACUGAGCCUUGAGAAGGGAAGAUGCUUUAAGUGCUGUUCAAAUAAACAUCAGUCUGUUAGAACUGUGAAGUGCGGAGGUUGCUUCCUACGGCAGAGGAGAGUUUGAAUUUUCUGUACUGUAACUGGAUAGCCAGUUGCAGGCACCCUCAGGUCAAUGUCCUGCUGCAUGGGCUGUGACCCUGUCCUCCCUGGAUACUGCUGCUAGGAUGGCAAGACAGGACUAGCAAACAUGCCGCCUGAGCUGGUCCAGCUGGUCUUGGCUGUGGUGCAGGAAUGUGCCCUUGCGUUGUGCCUCUGGAGUGUGUGCGUGGGGUGGGGGAUGCAGUCCUGGGGGUCUGGGUGGCAGCGGCUGCUGUGCCUGCGUUGGGAUACCAAGUGCCUGCCGCGCCUGCUAAGGCAGCUGGGAUUGGAGUAUGCACUGUAAAUCCAACUUUUCUUAUUCGUAAAGAUUAAUGUAAAAAGGACCUUUUUUCUCUGUUGUAUCUGAUUAAAAUAAUUGUUUAUGGU
Messenger RNA from Sciurus carolinensis (gray squirrel), 2603 nucleotides. RefSeq names its product testis development related protein (gene Tdrp). Gene Ontology annotation, biological process: spermatogenesis. Lineage: Eukaryota; Metazoa; Chordata; Mammalia; Rodentia; Sciuridae. The record is from RefSeq and is a predicted model, not a curated record. Gene Ontology annotation, cellular component: cytosol; nucleus. The transcript is spliced from 3 exons. Bases 103 to 657 code for a protein of 184 amino acids.